Messenger RNA from Rhipicephalus sanguineus (brown dog tick), 1969 nucleotides. RefSeq names its product QRFP-like peptide receptor. Gene Ontology annotation, biological process: G protein-coupled receptor signaling pathway. Lineage: Eukaryota; Metazoa; Arthropoda; Arachnida; Ixodida; Ixodidae. The coding region runs from base 255 to 1553 and encodes 432 amino acids. The record is from RefSeq and is a predicted model, not a curated record. Gene Ontology annotation, cellular component: membrane. Gene Ontology annotation, molecular function: G protein-coupled receptor activity. The transcript is spliced from 7 exons.
UGUUCGCCGCGCCGUCGACGGGGACUGGCGCUCUGUCGAUCGCAGUCGUUGCGCUCCGUCCGGCGUCGGCAGCGUCCGCACGCGCCACGCGUGCGCGCGCUCUUCUAAGUCAGUUGCGCCAAGUUUGAGGAGCGGAGCGGCACGCCGGCGGGUGCGCUCUCCCGUAGAGCACGCGUCCCGGCCAGGUGUACUGCGCCCGCCUUGCGUCGGUCGCCGUCAAUGUUUCCCCGUGCACGUGACCGCUCGACAGAGCCAUGGCUGAGCUGAAUUGCAGCAGCGAGCAGUCGCAGCUUGGCGGUGACGUGCUCCUCGUAAACCUGAGCGCGUUCGGCGAGGAGCUCGCAGGCGGCGCCUGGAGCGGCAAUGGCGGCACCCAUUUCACGUGGUCCGAGUACGUCAAGAUCGGCGCAUACCUGGCGACUAUCGCGGUGGCCGCCGUGGGCAACACCUGCGUCAUCCUGACGGUGGCGCUGAACCGCAGCUUGCGCACCACCAUCAACUGCUACCUGACAAACCUGGCCGUGGCAGACGCCAUUAUCAGCAUGUUCUGCAUGUGGGUCUACCUGGUCAAGAACCUGUCCGACUGGUACGUGCUCGGGGCCUUCAUGUGCCGCAUCGAGGGAUUCGCCCAGAUGACGGCCGUGACGUGCAGCGUCCUAACGCUGUCCGCGAUCUCGUGCGACCGGUUCACGGCCAUCCUGUACCCGUUCCGCGCACGCAUCACAAAGCAGCGCACGGGUGGGGUGCUGGCCGCUGUGUGGCUCCUGUCGGCCACCGUCGCCUCGCCUCUCCUACUUUACACCACGCCCUACAACGUACAGUGGACCGACGUGGAGCUGACGUACUGCGGAGAGAGUUGGCCACAACGCAUCGAAUGGGACCCUGUGGAGCAAGCGUGCGUGGCGCGGUCGCCCUUCAAGCAGCUCUAUUACACGGCCGUCACGGUGGCACUGUUCUUUGUGCCCGUGCUCGUGAUGAGCUCGGCUUACGCGCUCAUCUUGCACGCUCUCUGGAGGGACCGGCACCCGGGCGAGGCCAACGCCAACAAUGCGCUGCUCCACUCCCGGGCCAAGAGGAAGGUUGUGAAGCUGGUGUGCGUGGUGCUUCUUGUGUUUGUCCUCUGCUGGAUGCCCUUCCAAGUCAUCGUUCUGUUUUCUCAGUUUCGGGACAACGGGAACCACAGCCAGCCGUUACCUUCGUGGUUCUCGCCGGCGUCGUUCUGGUGCACGUACUUGGCGUACGCCAACAGCGCACUGAAUCCCAUCAUCUACGGCGGCAUGACGCCCACAUUCCGCCAGGGCCUGGCCAAUGUGUUGCGCUGCGGACACCGACGCCGGACCGACUAUCCAAAGCGAUGGUCGGUGCGGUCCCGGCUGACGCUGACCACAGGACCGAACGCCGGCAGCGCCACUCGUCCUCUGCGGUUAUGCGCCAAGACCUCAUACUCGGGCACUUCGUCCACCACGAUGCUGCUCACUGCGCAGAGGGUGACACCACCCGUGGCGCGGUGCCCCUGCCGCACCGGCAGAGUGUGCGCCGCCACCGACGUGUAGUGGUUCGGAAUCGGCGCCCUGGCACGCCGCCUCCGCUACUGAUUGGUUACGUGCGCUUGGCGCUCGAACUGAAAGACGCGCACCUGUGCACAGGAAAGAAAAUCAUAAACUGUGCAUCUCGCGGCAAACAAAAAGAAAGUGGAAAAUCAUUAAUGUUUUAUGGAUGAAUGAGUUUGGGGCGGAAGAAUGAACGAAAUAGAUCCGCGACUUGAGAUGCGCACUUCUUUGAGCGUCUGAUGAUGGGGCCUUCGGCUGUGAGUCAUUCUGCUUCUGAUAUUUGCUUGACAAGGCGCUAUGUAGCACGUGAUCGCAAGAUGCUGUCAAAAUGAAUGAACACGCCUAUUCGUGCCCACAGCGCUGUUGGUGUCACCGCCCCCCAAAAAUGUUUGUCUUGGGAUCCAUUAAAAGCUCAUCAC